CAGAUGUGGUGGCUGCUGUGGAUGUUGGCUCUGACCUCGGUGCUGAACACGACGUCAGAUGAACCUGCGCUCGCCACAGGAGACAGCGAGCCUCGCUCCCUCUUUGAUUUCAGGCGAGACGCAGGCAAACGCACGCGUCUUUUCGGUCAACUUUGGCGUUUCUAAAUCCCUUUUAAAGCCCCGCUUCCUCUCGGAGAGCGAUCGAGCGUGAAAUCUCACUUUCCUUUUUGUUUUUUCUUACGGAGGUGAUGGCAGUCGGUUGGGCUGCUGCUGUGCAGGCGGCAGAUCCGACGGUGCUGGAUGGAUAACCCGCACAGCUCCUCCGACACUCGAGUCUAGAGCGACUUUUGCCGCUUUUGCCGCGAUCGUUUUAGGGGCCGUCCCCGGACAUCCACCUGUCCCCUGGACUCGAAACGCUUUUUUUUCCACCUACAGCAACACAGUCGAUUCCUCCGCGUGGCAACAUGUCGAGUAGGCAGUGAAUUUAAAUCUGAACAGAUUUCAACCACGCGGACGGCCUGAGCAUCUGAAGCGAAUAUGGAGUCGGUGAAGGCGAGAGCGCUGGCGGGGGUGAAGGAAAUGGCGGGGAAGACCCUCGGCCACAUGCACAGGGUGAUGGAGAGGAAGCAGAAGAGCGGGGAGGUGAUCGAGCUGACGGAGGACGGGCGGCCCCGGGAGGCCGCGGAGAAGAAGCCCCCUCUGUGCGACUGCAGCUGCUUCGGUCUGCCCCGCCGCUACAUCAUCGCCAUCAUGAGCGGUCUGGGCUUCUGCAUCUCGUUCGGGAUCCGGUGUAACCUGGGCGUGGCCAUAGUGGGCAUGGUCAACAACAGCACCACGCACGUGAACGGCAAGCUCGUCAUCAAGGAGAAAGCCAAAUUCAACUGGGACCCGGAGACAGUGGGGAUGAUCCACGGAUCAUUCUUCUGGGGUUACAUCGUCACACAAAUCCCUGGUGGAUAUAUAUCCUCCAGACUGGCUGCCAACAGGGUUUUUGGUGCUGCCAUCAUACUGACCUCAACACUCAACAUGUUCAUCCCCUCGGCAGCCCGGGUCCAUUACGGUUGUGUGAUAUUUGUCCGGAUAUUACAGGGCCUGGUGGAGGGUGUCACUUAUCCGGCCUGUCAUGGCAUCUGGAGCAAGUGGGCUCCUCCACUGGAGAGGAGUCGUCUGGCCACCAUCUCCUUCUGUGGCUCAUAUGCAGGAGCUGUUAUUGCGAUGCCUCUGGCAGGAAUCCUGGUUCAAUACACCGGCUGGUCCUCUGUCUUCUACGUCUAUGGCUGCGUCGGCAUCAUUUGGUACAUGUUUUGGAUCUUUGUGUCCUACGAGAGUCCAGCUGAACACCCCACCAUCACUGAUGAAGAACGUUGCUAUAUCGAGGAGAGCAUUGGGGAGAGCGCCAUGCUCAUGGGUCCAACAGAGAAAUUCAAGACGCCCUGGAGGAAGUUCUUCACAUCCAUGCCGGUCUAUGCAAUCAUUGUAGCCAACUUCUGCAGGAGCUGGACCUUCUACCUGCUGCUUAUCAGCCAGCCUGCAUACUUUGAGGAAGUCUUUGGCUUUGAGAUCAGCAAGGUUGGCAUUCUGUCAGCUCUGCCUCAUCUGGUGAUGACCAUCAUUGUCCCCAUCGGCGGCCAGCUGGCCGACUACCUGCGCAGCCAGAACAUCCUGUCGACAACCACCGUCAGGAAAAUCAUGAACUGUGGAGGAUUUGGCAUGGAGGCCACACUGCUGCUGGUGGUGGGAUACUCUCACAGCAAAGGGGUGGCCAUCUCCUUCCUGGUGUUGGCUGUGGGCUUCAGCGGAUUUGCGAUAUCUGGCUUCAACGUCAAUCAUCUAGACAUUGCUCCUCGCUACGCCAGCAUUCUCAUGGGAAUCUCCAACGGAGUGGGGACUCUGUCUGGGAUGGUGUGUCCCCUCAUUGUGGGUGCUAUGACCAAAAACAAGACUCGAGAGGAGUGGCAGUAUGUGUUCCUGAUCGCCUCCCUGGUGCACUAUGGUGGGGUGGUGUUCUACGGCCUCUUCGCUUCCGGGGAGAAGCAGCCGUGGGCCGACCCAGAACUGACCAGCGAGGAGAAGUGCGGAUUCAUCGACGAGGACGAGCUGGCCGAAGAAACCGGCGACAUCACUCAGAGCUACGCCGCCGCCAAGUCCUACGGUGCCACCACACAAGUCAACGGCGGCUGGGCGUCCGGCUGGGAGAAGACGGAGCAGUACGUGCAGGAGGAGUCGCAAGGUGGAUACGGAUACGGGCAGGAUGAGGGGUACUCUUAGACCACAGCUACCACCGGUAGAGUUUUAAUUUCCAAAAUGUGCUUCACUGUAGUUACAAAAAAAGAUCAGCAGGAAAGUCGUCUAUUGUUGUACCGUCACCACACUUGAGCAUGAGGAUCCCUUUAUAAAGAUUUAUGCCGUUCAGCACAUUUGAAGGUCAUGAAACUGGUCUCAAAACAGCCAUAACAACUGGCGAGUGCAAAAACAAGACUCACACUUGUUGAAAAUAAUUCCAUUCAACAAGAAUGUCUGCAUUUAUCUAGGUGCCAUUCAUUCAGAACAUGAAUAAACAAACUCAGUUGUAGUUCUUCAAAACAUUCAGCCAUCGAGAAGCUGAAAAGGGUUCAGAUCCGCACAUACUUGCCUUAGUUGAAGCCUUAAUGUACCUGACUGCCACCGUGUUGAUACUCCGGCCUCCAACAACUCCUGAGUUUUGUUCCCCUCCUACACAUGGCAACAAUCUUUGGUCAGACAGCUGAACAAUACAUGCAGCCAUAAGGAUGGACUUUAAGUCCUGCUUAAGUGGAUGACCGGCUUCUUAUCUUCUCUUACAUAUGAGCAGCCAUGUUUAAUUCCUAUAAAACAUUCACUAGGUGGUGUCAAGCUCACUAUGGAAGACGUCCACUGCCUCAUAAACCUCUAUAAAGGGAUCGUCAUUCGAACGUUUUACCACAGAAUUAAAUGUUAGAUAUGAAAUGAUUUUCGGUGAGUGGAGUCGUAAAACAUCAAAUUGGCAGUUUAGAGCUGUAUUAUUAUUUCUAUACCUGGUAGAUAGACUUAUUCGGGGUCAGGCUUCCCUCGAGCCUGUGGGUUUACCUGAAGCUGAACCCAUCAAAUAGCUCAGUAUUCCACUUCGAUGCUUGUGUCACUGAAGCAGGCCAUUUAGAUUUUUCGGUGUUGCUCUUGACAACUCAGUUCUAAAUGCACAAUCGUCCGUCGUUGUCACCUCAAAGUGUAUAUUUGAAAUGUUAGUGAGAUGUGAAAGUGGAACACUGAACAGGGAAGAGUUUAUAUGAAGCAUGAAACCUCUAGCCGAAGACAUCAAUCGACAUUUAGGAGCGGAGACUUGGUCGUGGCGCUGCUCACAGGUGAACGUAUAUCUGUGUCGUGGAAAUCUGUCUUUAUGAUAUACAGAAAUAUUUACGUCAAAUAUUUACGAGACUUGCCGACUUGUGAAAAAUAAUAAUGGGCGUGUGCAAUGAACAGAAAAAGCACAUAUCUUUACAUUCAUUAAAGCAUAGUGUUCUUAUGAGACUAUUGAUUCUAGAGUGAUAAUAAUUAUUUCUAUGUAAGUGAGAAAAUAUAAAUUGAAACAAGUUUCAAAUUUGGGUUUCCAAAAGAGCAAAUGUCACGAGAUAUUUAUCCUGUUUAUUUGACAUAUAUAUGAAGAGUCUGUAACGAUAGAUUAGAAUAUAAACGGAUCUUAAAGCAGUUUACUGUACAUGUAUGCUGCGUUGGAUUUGCUUCAGAAGUCAGGAGCGGUUGGAACUGAACACAGAGUGCAUCCUAGUGGUCAACAUGAGCAUCGACUUCUGCUGACCAAGAAGAGACUCUGACUUCUGAACGUAAAUGGAACGCAUUAGUUUCACAUGAUUUUAAGGGGCCAACUCUGUGUAAUGUGUCAUUUGUGUGAAAAUCAUGUGUCAACACCUCACUUUGGAGAUGUGUAUGUGUGUGUGUGUGUGUAUGUGUGUGAGAGAGAGUAAAUGCAUGGAACACUGUGAAACUUACAAUAUGUGUAUCUUAGUUUCAGUUUUCACUCGUUCAUUGUCCCAGAAACUGUUACCGAUGCUUCAAUUUCUUUGCACAAUCUACCAAAGGGGAAGAUCACAGAGGGACUUUGAGCAAAGUCCGGGUGUCAGAGGGUCACGGUCUGGACCUGCAGGAGUUCAGGCGCCACACAAUAUGACUCAGUGUACAAAGCAAUAAGUUCAGCGUAACAGUUCUGCUCCAGCAUCAUGAACACGUGAUAUUUUUUAAGACAUCUGUUGUGUGUUUUUGUAAAAAGCAUAAAACGUUUGAAAAACAAAGAUGUGUGCGUGUGUGUGUGUGUAAACUAUAGUAAUAGAGCUCAGCACAGACGUCUUUGAUGACCCAAAGAGUUUGUGUCAGGGCUGCUCACCAAAACAGAAUGAUAAAACAGGCUCCGUCUUAAAGCGGAAGCUGUUGCUCCUCUUCGUCUUGUCGUCUGUUUUUGUUAGCUGUGCUUUCUGUGUUACUUCCCGUGUGUCUUUCUGCUGUUUCCACUUUGACUGUGCAUCAAGUGGUCGCACCCCCCCACUCCUAACCACUCGUAGCCCCCCAGUUCUCCUCCUCCCGUACAUCAGACCUCAUUUGAUAAGCAGACACAGUGAGGGGUUGAACAUUUUUCAGCCAAGAGAAAUGUGCAACUUGAAGACGUUUAAGUUUCCUGUUUUUGUGCCUCUGAAGUUACGGUGUGAUUCUAUUGCUUCUCUUGCUGUGUACAUUGAGAGGUUUGUUGAUGUUGAAAUGGAACUCUA
Molecule: messenger RNA, 4769 nt
Organism: Synchiropus splendidus (mandarinfish)
Lineage: Eukaryota; Metazoa; Chordata; Actinopteri; Syngnathiformes; Callionymidae
Gene: slc17a6b
Product: solute carrier family 17 member 6b
Exons: 12
Coding region: 538-2268 (576 amino acids)
Biological process (GO): monoatomic anion transport; synaptic transmission, glutamatergic; neurotransmitter loading into synaptic vesicle
Cellular component (GO): excitatory synapse; synaptic vesicle membrane
Molecular function (GO): L-glutamate transmembrane transporter activity; neurotransmitter transmembrane transporter activity
Source: RefSeq, a predicted model, not a curated record